AUGCCCCAAGGCACGUCCACUCCGUGGUCAUACAUACUCAUACGACUUCUGUUCAAAUUCGUACUCAAAAUUUUCUACGGGACCAUAGUGGUCGAGAAUGCCGAGCUCAUUCCAAAGUCCGGAGAGCCAUGUAUCGUCUGUGCAAACCACAGCAACUCGUUGACGGAUGCAUUGGUUCUGGUUACCGCUAUCCCCUCUAGGACUCGGAACAUGCUGCGCCUCACCGCAAAAUCGACGCAGUUCGGACGCAGGACGUUCACAAGCUGGCUCAUUGAAUCUGCAGGUACCGUGCCCAUCAAGAGGCGCAAGGAUUUCAGCGAUGAAGACGUAGACAAUACUGAGGUGAUGGGGGAGCUCAUGAAAGCUUUAGAGCUCGGGGACGCCAUCUGUCUGUUCCCAGAGGGUAUGAGUCGUUACCACCCUACCAUUGCUCCGUUGAAAACUGGAGUCGCGCGUAUUGUUUCCGAUGUUCUAACUCGCAGCCGAGACAAAGCCGACUUCUCCAUAUCGAUCCUCACUUGUUCCAUAACCUACAUGCACCGCCAACAUUUCCGUUCAGACGUUCUGGUUACUUUUCAUCGCCCUAUGAAGUUCACUCCCAAGGCCAAUCCGGAGCUCGUUGCACCUGUCGAUUUCAAUCGCAUCCGAGAAGUCACUUCGCGCAUGCAAGAGCUGAUAAGCUCCGGCACAAUUGAUGCACCCUCAUGGGAUUUAGUCCGUUCUGCGAAACUUGCCUCAAGGAUGUACGCUCCGUUAGGGACGCGUAUGAGCCUAGGGGACCACGUCCGCUUGACGCGCACGUUUGCUGAAGCUUUGAAGGCACCAGAACACUCCCAUGAACAAGAUACAAUGACUGGAACCGGUACAUGUGGAGAGAAGGAUAUAGAAAUCCAAUCUUUGCGGCGUGACCUGAAGGUGGGUAGCAACUACCAAGACCGGCUAGUUCGCUUGGGCAUCAAAGACGAUCGUAUCCGUCGCCCGCUGACAAGACGCACCAUCCUUCUACGGAUGUGCAUUCGUCUUUCGUGGUCACUUGUUCUCUUUAUUAUAUCUAUCCCGGGCCUCAUAUUGUGGACACCCGUUUUCCUCACCACGUUCUAUGCAGUGCACAAUUUCAAAAAGAGCGGGCCAAUCUGGGACACCUGGGACGAGAUUGCUCAAUACAAACUCGUGUACGGACUAUUCUCAGGCGGAUUUGUCUGGCUUACCUCUAUAUUGCUCACGCUGCCCGUCGCGUCUUUUACCGCACUCGUAGUUCCCUUACUGAUGUGGAUGACGCUGAGAUGGUUGGAAGAUGCCAUUGCAGCGUUUAGGGCGUUCACUGCACUCACGCGUUUGUUGAGAGCUGGUGAGGCUGCAACAAGGGAAAUGCGGGAUGUACGCGAAGAUUUGUACACGAGGGUAAAGGACUUGGCUAUAGGGACGCUUGGUCUCUCGGAAGAUCCGGAGAAACACUUUCUGGAAAGAGGUGGUCGUGAAAAGGGGAGAGUAAGAGGCAGGCUGGAAAGUGGUGCCAAGUACUUUUCUGUCCGUCGCAGGAGGAAGAGGGACUGGAACGAAACACUGAGGCUGUAUGACAAGGUAGACUACCCGGAGGAGGGCUUAUGA
This is a messenger RNA of Pisolithus orientalis, 1608 nucleotides long. RefSeq lists its product as uncharacterized. Lineage: Eukaryota; Fungi; Basidiomycota; Agaricomycetes; Boletales; Pisolithaceae. The transcript has 10 exons. Gene Ontology annotation, cellular component: endoplasmic reticulum membrane. The record is from RefSeq and is a predicted model, not a curated record. The coding region runs from base 1 to 1608 and encodes 535 amino acids. Gene Ontology annotation, biological process: phospholipid biosynthetic process. Gene Ontology annotation, molecular function: glycerol-3-phosphate O-acyltransferase activity; glycerone-phosphate O-acyltransferase activity.